Molecule: messenger RNA, 1499 nt
Organism: Mercenaria mercenaria
Lineage: Eukaryota; Metazoa; Mollusca; Bivalvia; Venerida; Veneridae
Exons: 7
Coding region: 36-1070 (344 amino acids)
Biological process (GO): calcium ion import across plasma membrane
Cellular component (GO): membrane
Molecular function (GO): calcium channel activity
Source: RefSeq, a predicted model, not a curated record
GACUUUGUUUAUAACAAUGUUUUAAAAAAAGACAGAUGUUCAUUAAAAAUAUAACUGUGUAUCUCUGCUUAUAUUUAAGCGUACGUGGAUUAUUCCUCUCGUAUGGAAAUUGUGUUGCUGAAUUUUCUAUUCAUGAUUUGCUUCGUACAGAAACCAGUAUGCAGAAAACGAUUCUAUCAAUACUUGACUGCUUGAUAGAGACAAGAGGUUCUACCGAUAUGUUGAGAGCAUUUUACGAUCUGCUGGAAUGUGACGAAAAUGGACGGACACCUACAGACAGCAAUUUUAUAGAAAAGUCAAGAUCACCGCUUCAAGUAAUUGCGAAACAAGGAAAUAAGAACAUUGUUUACCAUGACGCAGUGAGGUUGCUUACAAGAAGAAAAUGGAAGCUGUAUGCCAAAAGGAGGUUUGAACUUAAUUCUUUUCUGUAUAUUAUUGGACUGUUUUGUAUCACAUAUUCCGCUAUCGUGACUGUGACGACGCCCAAGCCUGAUGUUUAUAAUGGUCCUCUACAAAUAUCUACGGCUGUAUUUGAAGUGUUAUCCCUUGUUAUGGUUGCGCAAACAUUGUCAACAGAAAUUAGUCAAUUGAGACGCACUUUCUGGGGAAUAUUGUUUGUUGGCAUUCGAUCGUUGACAGAAGCUCAACCCGUGGUUGAUUACACUGGAGACGACGGAUAUGGGAAAAUCAGUGUUAUACUUAUGCUAUGCUUCCUGUUCACGUGUAUCGUCAUCCUUCUCAACAUUCUUAUUGCACAAUUGACUGAUACAUAUCAAAAGGUCCAGCAAGAUGCUCAAAGAGGAUUAGAGGUCAAUAGAGCAUGGAUUGUUGCCAGAGUGGAGUUAAACACUUUCUUCUUUGGAAAGAACUUUAGAAAAUCUCACUACAAGGCGUAUGAAGAUAUCGAAAAUUUGAAAGAUGUGCUCACAAAAUGGGAAUCUCCACCGCUCAAUGAAAUGAACAAAUAUGUCGAAGACAUCUGGGAUACCUUAGACAAUCAUAAAAUGAAUCUCCUUACCAUUCAACAUAGGUUGGUUCGUCAGGAAAAUACUUUGAAAAACAUGCAGUAAGUUUAACGUUUAAACUGAUUUUUGUAAAAACUAAAUUGGUUUGCAAUAUGUCACCUUGUAUAUUUAGUUAUACUUUCAUCCAAAACUGUGAUAUGAAACACAAUCUAUACAGUAGAUUUGUAUCCUUAAUAAAAGCUUCCGGAGUGUUUCAAAAUUUCUUGAAAAGCAAUAGUUUUAAUUUGCAUGUUGUAAUCAAAUUGUAACUAGCCUAAAAUAUAUGAAUUUUCUCAAAAUAGUAUUUUCUGUUAUGAUAAAAAGACAAAUGCGUUUUGGUAAAAAGCAGGUUGCUAUAUUAUGAGUGUAUUAUUGUUAUCAAUAUGGCAUUGUAUUUUACAUCAUUCUUAGAUUGUGAGAAUCCAUUUAAGUGAUACGGUCACGUACACCGCAGUUUUCGUAUUCUUCUUAAGAAAAUACUUGCUAAUAUUUACA